Periophthalmus magnuspinnatus is the source of this 1648-nucleotide messenger RNA. RefSeq names its product persulfide dioxygenase ETHE1, mitochondrial-like. Gene Ontology annotation, biological process: hydrogen sulfide metabolic process; glutathione metabolic process. Bases 520 to 1401 code for a protein of 293 amino acids. Lineage: Eukaryota; Metazoa; Chordata; Actinopteri; Gobiiformes; Gobiidae. The transcript is spliced from 7 exons. Gene Ontology annotation, molecular function: sulfur dioxygenase activity. The record is from RefSeq and is a predicted model, not a curated record.
UUUUAGUGGGCAAGGUGCACUAAACUUUUGUGGUUACAAUACCAUUACUCUGUCACACUUACUACCACUCUGCCAAUGGAUUACAGCAUUUAAAGUGGUUCAUGGGGUGUGAUAACUGUAGGGAGGUUUUACUAGUUUGGUAAAGCUGCACUUUGUCACGUAGCAAGCUAGUCUUCACUUUUCGCCAGUAGAAGGUAGAUUACUUCCUGUCGGCUGUGUGGCUUGUGAUCUGGUUUCAACCGUUCACGUUAAGGAACCGUUCAAAGGACCGAAUCGUUCACGAACGCUGCAUCACUGCAGGUGACCUCCUAAACUUUGAACUCCCGCACAGGAGCUCGGUGACGGCGGUGUGCAGUGUGUCUGCGCCACAUGGGGCAUGUGAGGUGAGAGUGUAGCUUUAGCUCGGCUACUCGGUACAAUUCACUGACAAAUCUGUCGUUUAUCACUACACCAUCGUCCCUACGUGGUUGUCGUUUCUGCGCGUUUGGCUCUAGAUGAUAAUCAUUUGUUGUCACCACAAUGUGCUCCGUUAUUAGUAGGACGAAGCCAGUCCGACUGGCUCUAGCCCUGAGCCUCAGAGCAAACAGCCAGAGCUGCAGUUACGCACUGUCCCACUCCACGCGCGUCUCCCCGGGCCUGUGCACUUCCGUGUCCCCGCUACGAGCAGCUCUCAGAGCAUACUGCACCAGGAUGGCACGGACUGAAGGGCUUUUAUUCAGACAGUUGUUUGACAGAGACAGCUGCACGUACACAUACCUGUUGGCAGAUACUGACACCAAGGAGGCUGUCCUCAUAGACCCUGUGCUGGAGACCCUCAGCAGAGACGUGAAGCUCAUCGAGGAGCUGGGACUCAACCUGAAAGUGGCAGUAAACACUCAUUGCCAUGCUGACCACAUCACAAGUACAGGGCUCAUGAAGAAGCAACUGGUGGGGCUGAAAAGUGCAAUCUGCAAACACAGUGGUGCCCAGGCUGACUUACCACUCACAGAAGGAGACAAGAUCCCCUUUGGAAGACAUUGUCUGGUGGUGAGGGAGACACCGGGUCACACAGAUGGCUGCAUGACUCUGGUGACUGGGGAUGAGAGCAUGGCUUUCACUGGAGAUGCCCUCCUCAUCAGGGGGUGUGGCAGAACAGACUUCCAGCAAGGUUGUUCCAAGAGGCUCUACAAUUCCGUUCACAGCAAGAUCUUCAUCCUUCCUGAUAGCUGCCUAGUCUACCCUGCGCACGACUACCGAGGCCAGACAGUAUCUACAGUUGGCGAGGAGCGCAAAUACAAUCCCCGUCUAACAAAAACCUUAGAAGAGUUUGUGGACAUCAUGAACAAUCUCAAUCUGCCCAAGCCUGAGAAAAUUGAUUUUGCGGUUCCUGCCAAUUUGGUUUGUGGAGUGCACCAAAUUUAGCCAACACAAGGAAAUUCAAUCAAUACUGAACUCAUAAUAUUCAACCUACUCUAAAUGAGUCUAAAGUGCUGUACUUUGUAUGAUAUGAAUGAAAAAUAUAAUUUUAUAAAAUGUUUGAAAUUAAUAGUUAAUAUUAAUAUUUGAUUUGGUCUCAGGUUGUUUUUGGUGCUGGUAUGAAUAGAUGAACAUGAAAUCUCUAAUCUGUAAAGUAUGUGUAAUAUUUGAUAAAGUUUUAUUGUUGACCUUU